Glycine soja is the source of this 2504-nucleotide messenger RNA. Its product is annotated as receptor homology region, transmembrane domain- and RING domain-containing protein 2-like. The record is from RefSeq and is a predicted model, not a curated record. The coding region runs from base 403 to 1935 and encodes 510 amino acids. The transcript has 4 exons. Lineage: Eukaryota; Viridiplantae; Streptophyta; Magnoliopsida; Fabales; Fabaceae.
AAAAUAAUCUUUAAUGAAAGAAUUUCAUAUCAGGUGAAAUUAAUUUAUGAUCUUUGAGGUAGACCCGUAUUAUCUGACCUAUGAAAAAAUCCCUGCUUAUCCACGCACGAUUUGGAACUUCUGAAAACACGCUGAAAUAGAUUUUUUUUUUUUGGGUAUAAUAUUGAUUGUAGUAGUAUUUAUUUUAUCUUCUGAUAUUAUAUUUCCAAUUUUGCUGUCAAAACAUUAUUAGCGAUCAAUUUGAAAUUGAUACAGAGCUGAGAGCAUCAAGGAAUCGAAGAAUAGAAGAUUCAUUUUUUUUUUCUUUUUGAUAUGGAAGCUGAUGUUUCUAUUAUUUUUGUUGCGUUUUCAAAACCCUAAAUUGGAGAAAUCCCAAUUUCUCCUUCUGUCUUUCUGCUUUGGAUGUUUUUCAACCAAAAAAUUGUGCUUUUCAAAUCUUUUGCUCUGAUGGGUACUUCAAAUCUUCUCUUGUUUUUCUCUCUGAUGAGCCUGUGUGCUAUGGCGGCUUCCAAGGUGGUGCUUAUUGGGAAUAAUAUCACUCUCUCCUUUGAUGAUAUUGAAGCUAAUUUUGCCCCAGCAGUCAAAGGUUCUGGAAAAUAUGGGGUCUUAUAUUUGGCAGAACCACUGGAUGCGUGUGCAGAAUUGACAAAUAAAGUUGAACAACUUCCCAAUGCGAGUUCACCUUUUGCUUUGGUGGUUAGAGGGGGAUGUAGCUUUGAGGAAAAAGUCAGAAUAGCACAAAAGGCUGGCUUCAAAGCUGUAAUUGUCUAUGACAAUGAAGAGGGUGGCAUCUUGGUUGCGAUGGCAGGAAAUUCUGCUGGUAUAAGAAUACACGCUGUAUUUGUAUCUAAAGCUUCGGGUGAAAUACUAAAGAAAUAUGCUGGGUUGACUAAUGUGGAAAUAUGGCUCAUUCCAACUUUUGAAAACUCAGCAUGGUCUAUCAUGGCAAUUUCAUUUAUUUCCCUGCUAGCUAUGUCUGCUGUCCUGGCCACUUGUUUCUUCGUCCGCAAGCAUCGCAUAAGAAGAGAAAGGCCUCGAGCUUCUCUUGUUCGUGAAUUUCAUGGUAUGAGUAGUCGCCUAGUGAAAGCAAUGCCGAGUUUGGUAUUUACUUCUGUUUUGGAAGAUAACUGUACAUCAAGAACAUGUGCUAUAUGCCUUGAAGACUAUUGUGUUGGUGAGAAGCUCAGGAUUCUGCCCUGCUGUCACAAGUUUCAUGCUGCCUGUGUGGAUUCGUGGCUUACUUCAUGGAGAACCUUUUGUCCAGUUUGCAAGCGUGAUGCUAGAACCGGCUUAACUGAUCCACCACCUUCAGAGUCCACACCCUUGCUCUCAUCAACCCCAGCAUCUAUGGCAUCCUCUGUCUUAUCUUCUGCAAGAUCAUCACUAGCUUCAUCUUCAGCAAUACAAAUUGCCCGGACAGCAUCUAUGGCAUCCUCUGCCUUACCUUCUGCGAGAUCAUCUCUAGCUUCAUCUUCAGCAAUACAAAUUGCCCGGACAGCAUCUAUGGCAUCCUCUGCCUUACCUUCUGCGAGAUCAUCACUAGCUUCAUCUUCAGCAAUACAAAUUUCCCGGGCAGCUUCACAGACCCCAUCUGUUUCCCGUAACCACUCCAUAGCCAGUACACCUUAUGUUCAGCCAUCUCUUAGGUCCUCCUACCAUCAAUCCCCCUCCCUAAGCAUCAGCCGAAGCACCGUAGAUCUUAGGAAUGCAUCCCAAAGAUCUCUAGCUUCUCACUUGAAUUCACCAUGUUCCAUGGGAUACCCAUCUUUGUCAUCUCUUAACUCAAGGUACAUGUCUCCACACAUUCCAAGUCCAAGCAAUGCUUCAGUAAGCUAUAUGGGUUCAUCCAGUCAUCAACAACAUCCUCUCCGUUAUAGUGAGUCGGCUGCAAGCUUCUCCCCAUUUGCAUCGACACACUCCCUUCCAGAAUGUUAAAUUGUUCAAUUGAUUAUAUCAUAUGAUUGAGACGUCCACGCAGUUGAACAAGUAAUUGCCAAGUCUUGAACUAAAAGGUGGCCAUGUGAUGACCGGUGGUCUAGUUGAAUAGUCCUAUGUGAUGCUUGGGGCAUUCCCCACCUCUGUCAUUUGACUUCCGUCUUGGCACCUGGUGUACAUUGUAGCUUCUCUCUGGUGUUACUUUCGUUUACAUGUGCUGGUUGAGGUUCUUACAUUUAUAGGUUGGCGAGCUUGCAUACAGUAACUUGUGCGUAUUGUUUGUACUUUGAAUGUUGACGUUUUCAUGGCCUUGAUGUCCAAGUAUAGUCAACUGCUAACAAGAGAAAUGUUGGGCUGUAUUGACACUAGACACAUUGAAGUAAGAAGAGUUCUUUAUGCUCUGUCUAGUGGAUUUGUCCAACUGAAUCAUGAGAGAUCAUGUGAUGUAUCACUCUAGUGUUAUCUAUACUUGAUCAUCUAAUUGCAACUCUGAGUAUCAAUAAUACUUGUAAAAUUUUCGUAGCUUGCAUUGCUAAUAGAUAAUGCUGGUAAGUGUUAUCAGUUUUAAA